GUACCACCAGAAUAGUGGGUUUUUCCCCCUGAAAAUGCUCGACAGCUUUUUGUGCAUCUGCUUAGUAUACCCUGUACCCAUCUCCAUACCCCAGCUCCUACACACCUGUGGAAAUCCUGUUUAUCUUUCCAUACCUAGUUCAUACUCACGGACUACUUCUGCUUUUUGCUUUUUUCACCAUACUUCUACCUGGUGGGGCCCGAGGAUACAACAUCCAUUACAAAUUAACCCAUUGGAAUAGAAAUAAAUUAAUAUCCCACUCAGUCUUUCCUUAGGACUAUAAUAGGCAGCACCCUUAGAUUUUACAUCUCCUACACAGCACCUUGGUUCUUUUCCCUCCAACCACACAAUAACAGAAAUUAUUGUUGUUAAUAUAAGAAGAGCUUCCAUUUAGUAAGCUUUUACCAUAGAUCAGACACUAUGCCAAGUGCUUCACAUGCAUGAUCUAAAAUAUUAUCUCAUUCAAUCCUUAUAACAAUCCAUAAAUUAUGUACUCAUACUCACAUUACAUCUAUGAAAAUAUUUAGAGAGAGUGACCUUCCCAGAGAUACUUGGUUAGUAAGUGGAACUUUGGGUCCACAAAAUCAGGACUUAUUCAAAAGCCUGCAGUCUCUCCACAAAAUUACACUGGGCUGAGUGAUUCUCCUGGUUCUGGAGAAAUAAAUGGGGAUUAGGACAGAAUCCAGAAGAAGAUGAAAGACUUUGAUCUAAACUUUAAGCUAAAAGAAUCAAGUUGGUCUUUAAGGUUUUUAUAUUGUUAAGACAUUCAACAAGAUAACAAGAAAGAUAGUGAUAAACAUCAGAGGAAUUAAUAGCACACCAAAAAAUUGACACUUGGCUAGAAAUAUAUUUGGAUUUAUAUCUCUUAGAAGUCUAAAUAAAGCAGUCAGCAACAGAUGGAGGUACACAUGCAACAGGAGCUAAAGGAAACAUAAUAUAUAGUCUAGUUGACAAGAUGAAAUCCCAAAAUUUGAACACUGCAAUUAAAGAGCCAUCUUCUCUACUAAAUUGAAUUAAUUCAGUUGUAUAACCCUUUUCAAGAAUAAAAAGUCCAUUAAAGAACAUAAAACUAAAUAAGUUUUACCAUGUUAUUAGUCUUUCAAAUUAUAAUUACUUAAUAUAUACUACUUUUACAUUAAUAUAAGAAAUAGAAGAAUUCUGGGAACUAAGUCAUGUCCAUAAACCAGACAGGCAGAGGGACCCAGCAGAAACGAGCAAAGCCUGUAGGUCAUCACAUUCCAUCUGAAAGAUCCAGAUGAAACCAAAUGAAACAGCACUUCAACAACACGACUAAACAACUGCUGGGACUACUGAACUCGGAAACACAGCAAGAGAUCAUAUUUGAAAUAUGGCGCAGAGUGACUUCCUCUACCCAGAGAACCCAAGGAGGCGGGAAGAAGUACACCAUCUUCACCAACAGCUCCUUGACUGCUUAUCUGACAGUUUCUGUGCCACCAAUGAGCUAAUUGGAGUUUUAAAUAUGCAUUUGGGGUGUGGGCUUGCCUCCAUUGAGAUGAACAGAAAUGGGACCAUCAAAGAAAACUGUGAUACCAUUAUCCAAGCCAUGAUGGAAAUCCAAAAGGAAUUGCAAAAGGUUGACGAAGCACUAAAAGAUAAACUAGAGCCAACCCUUUAUAGAAAACUUCAGGAUGUUAAGGAAAGGGAAACAGAGAAAAUUGCAGUCGUACAAAAGGUUAUUUCAGUCAUCCUGGGAGAAGCCACUUCUGCAGCCAGUGCAGUGGCUGUUAAACUCGUAGGCUCAAGUGUCACAACUGGCAUAAUUAACAAGUUGGUCACUGUGUUAGCUCAGAUUGGUGCUUCUCUCCUUGGUAGUAUAGGAGUUGCUGUUCUUGGCCUUGGCAUAGAUAUGGUCUUCCGUGCCAUCCUAGGAGCAGUGGAGAAAACGCAGCUACAAGCAGCCAUCAAAAGUUAUGAGAAGCAUCUGGUGGAAUUCAAGUCAGCCUCAGAAAAAUAUCAUCAUGCCAUUACUGAGGUCACCAAUACAGUGAAACACCAAAUAAAAUAAACAGCCACCUUUUUUGAAACUGGAAUACUCUCUGCUUCUCUUUCAAUAAUAGUGUUUGGUUUCUUGGACUAGCUUCAUUUUCCAUAAGCUUCCAACAUAGACAUAAAUAUGGUAACAGAUUGGAAAGAUUACUUGAGUUUUGCUUCAGUGACAAAUGCCUGGACAGGUUGGUGCUAGACCAUGGGAGAGAAUCUUAGGAUUUGUUUAACUCUACUCUACCAGCUCAAUAUUAGGGCAUAUACUAAUGUAGAGUAGCAGUUGUAAGGGUAACCUUUUCCUUCCUAAUUUCAAGU
Messenger RNA from Pipistrellus kuhlii (Kuhl's pipistrelle), 2319 nucleotides. It is a transcript of the gene SMCO3, whose product is annotated as single-pass membrane protein with coiled-coil domains 3. The coding region runs from base 1349 to 2026 and encodes 225 amino acids. The record is from RefSeq and is a predicted model, not a curated record. The transcript is spliced from 2 exons. NCBI's taxonomy places the organism in Eukaryota, Metazoa, Chordata, Mammalia, Chiroptera, Vespertilionidae.